AGUGUAAUUUUGCGUUUCGUUCGAGUGUCAAACCGAUUAUUAUUGGAAUCAUCAUUGGUCUGUGGUAGAGGCGGAGGUGGUGGCCGAAGCUUCCUAAUUGGCUGUCCCACUUUCACGAUCUUUUUAACUGGCCGCUGUACAGAAAGCGAUUUUCGUAUCGAAACUGGCCGAUGUACCUUGCCAUUUUGUUGCUUCGCUGGAAUCAGCGCAAAUAAACUUAGAAAUUCUCGUUGAUCAAAACAGUCAACGCUUGUCUUUAUACAAUUGUUAAUAUUUGUGCGCAAUUCGUUAUCGGCUUGUUUGAUUUGUUGAACUUGUAAUUUUUGCCAUCGACUAUUUGACCGUAGACUACGCGACAUCAUUUGAUAGAAGAAAUAAAAUGUGCGUUACAUUGAACGAAAAGAAAAGAAGAAAAAAAACACAACGAGUAUGCGAUGCAGCGCAGUCGACAGCGAGAACAAGAAUAAAAUUGACACUUGUAUUGAUGUGGCAUUGUACACAAAGCACGCAUAGAGAACCCAUAGGAUAACGGUGCUAUGGUAUUUACAUAUUGUUCAGUCAGUGGUUGAAUGUGAAGCAUUGGACGAAACAUUUGUGGAACAUCAACAACGAAAAUGUAAGUGAACGGAAUAGCGCGCCGCCUGUGGAAUUUUAGAACGUUCGCACAAAAAUAUUUACACAUAAUUUUUCGGUAUAUAAACAGUGCCGAAUGUUUAUCGAUAACAUCGAAUCGAUUCCAAAAACUGUAAGUAACGACGCAAGCGAAAAAUGAUGUAAUGGAGAAAUUGAAACAUUGACGAUGAUAAAAUUGUGUCCACUUAAAAUGAUCAAAUUUCUGAAUAAUGAAGCAGAGUUCUCCCUUCUAUUCAUAACUGAAAGCCGAGCAUGUUCUAUUUUUGGUUUUCAAUAUCUAAAUAAACAUCCCAAACUGUAAAUUUGUGCGGUUGCGAUAGGCACCAACAAACCACAUUACCGCUCGACUUCGUGUCGGUGCAUGUCACCCAUUGGCGAAACGACAAACACUCACAAAUGUGACCGAACGAAAAACAAAAGCAGCGGCAGUUCAAUUAUAGCUUCUCAUAGUGACGGUUUGUUGUCUGUGCGAGCAUUCUUGUGCAGAACAAUAGCAAUAGUUUCAUGGUAUUGUGUAAUUAGUUCAGUGGAUUGUGUCAAAGAUGAAUUUCGAGUUCGAGAUCCCGCGGAAUAAUAAAGAGCUCUUGACAGAUGCCAAUUGUAGCAAUUAUUUUGUGAAACAAAUCUAUGAUGCGGCUGAAAUACCAAAAGAACUUCAACUUGCACGUCAAGCCUUCAAAGCCGGUGAUGCAUUCUACAUAUUUGAUCAUUUCGACACAUUUUUCUCUGUUACCGAAAAUGCAGACAAGCUAUCGAUUGACCAUUUGAAUCAAACAGUGGAUCUGUUGUAUCGAACAACGGAAAAACUUGGUGCAAUGCUCGACAGUUAUCUGAAGCAAGACCAAUUGGAUCGACAAAUGGAUUUUCUUAAUCUCACAAAAAUGGUGAUGUACUUGCUGGUGAGCACUAUUCGUGCAGUUGAUCUGUUUGUGAAGAAUAAUUCGAUUCAGGCGAAAAGUGGCCGUAAAAACAAAAAGAACACCAAUGAUUCGAUGCCAGCAUUUGUUCGAUAUGAGGAAAAACGCUAUGAUGUUCUGAUUCAAAUUUGCAACAUAAUGCAAAUGUCAAUUGAUAAACUCUGGCCCAUAUCCAUUGCUGAAGAGAAUUUCGUGAAUUUGGUAUGUGACUUGGCUUAUCGUUCGCUGUCCCAUCCAUCGGCAAAAGAAAAACGGGUCAACGAUGUGGUGUUCCAAAUUCUUGGCAACGCUAUCAAACAAUAUCGUCAUGGCAACGCCUUCCCAAUUCAAAUCGUUGAGAUUAUGGAACGUGAAGAAUCGACUGUUGUUCCCAUCGCCCAUGGUGUUCGGUAUUUAAACGAUGAGUUCGGAAUUACCACCGUAAUGAUUAAGCUGUUACGCGAAUUAAUCGAGAAGGUGAAUGUGAAUCCAGCGGCACAGGCCACAUCGAAACAUUUGAGCUUAUUCAUAGCCGAGGUGGGAGAGAUUUCGAUGGAUUUAUCAUUGCAAUGCUUGGAAAUGGCACAAGACCUACUUAAUUUGGAGCCGUAUGCCGUUAGAAUCAGCUUAUUCGGUGUCAUAAGCACAGUUAUCAUCAAACACCUAAGUGGUGAAGAGCUCGACGACGAACAAAAAGCGCUGCGCGACGAAUGUUUGGACGAUUUAUUAACACACAUGAAUGACAUCAGCAGUUAUGUGCGAUCAAAAGUGUUGCAAAUUUGGAAUGACUUGAAAAAUCGAAAUGCAGUGCCGUUAGAUUGGAUACUUCGGAUUGUGACACGAGCCAUCGAACGUCUGCACGAUAAAACGGCGACCGUACGCAAGAAUGCAAUCACUUUGCUGCGAUCAUUUUUGGAAUCAAAUCCAUUUGCAUCAAAGUUGCAAAUGGAAAAGAUUCAACAGAAAUUGGAGGAGGAGACCAACAAAAUGAAUCUCAUCCAAGAGAAACGAAGGAGACAAGAACGUACCAAACACGAUACACAAGCAGAUUUUAUGCAUCGCUGUAAGCCAGAACUGGAACAGAUUCUGAUGAGUAUUCUGAGCGAUGAAAAACGAACGGAAUCGUUGAUUGCAAAUGCAAAAUUUGACGAGGCCGAACCACAGCAACGAGUUCAGAAAAUCCGGCAAUUUUUGAACAAUGGACAAUUCCUCGAUGUAGCGCCAUACAUAAUCCAACUAGAUGCAUUAGUUGGACAUUAUGAGAAAUGGAAGCCGUUACGCGUUGUCGAACAAGUCAUCUAUUUCGUCAUGUUGCUCCAAUCGUAUUUAUUCGAUGACUAUGAAGAUAAGCUCAAUCAACAAGCGACCAUUUUGGGUUUCCUGAAAGAUGCAUUGACAUUUUCAGAGACUGUGGCAAAUGCUGUGCCGAAAAUCGAAGAAAUGUUGAUGUCAACCACAAUUACAGAUGUUCUGGAAGCCAUUGAAUUCUUCAAAACCGGUUACUUGUUCAACAUCAACGGAACGGAGAACGGGAUGCGAAUGAUGCUUCGAUUACUCUACACCCACACGGGUCAAGACAAAAACGAUAAAGUCGAAGCAGUCUUGAAAGCAUAUCACAGCAUUCUGUUCGGCACAGAUGCAACUGGAAGAACGCAUUCGCAUAAAGUCGUUGAUAACCUGUGCGAAUUCUUGCAACACAUUUCAACUGGCGAAUACACAGCUUUCGGACUCAUGAUUAAGCACUGGGUACUUUCCGAUGAUAUCAAUGUCAACAUCGUGAAUGUACUUUUCGAACGAUUUACGCUGAAACAGCCAGAAACUUCGAGCAAUUCGGCCAGAUGCUGUAUGGAAUUACUGAUUUUGAUCUCAAGUGCCAAGCCAGUUGUUGCUCAUAGCAACAAAAAGCUCAUCAUCGAUAUAAUCAACAGUCGGCGAAUUCUCGAAGACCCGCCUAUUUUCGCGGGCUGUUUACAAUUGCUGAUGAACAGCGUUCAGCCAAUGGCAGUGGGUGAUAAAGCGAAUAAAUUCAUUGGCUAUUACAAACGCCUCGAUGAUGACGACAUUUCCGACAGCAUAAUCAACAAUUUCAAACAGUUUUUCUUCUAUCCAAAACUGCCCGACUUCGAAUCAAUUGCAUCGCAAUCGAUCGACUUUUUGUACAAAAUGUGCUCGGCUCCGGAUCUGUUAUGCCAGGAAAUCAUUCGUGACGUUUGUAAAAAGUUGAAUGAAAUAUCACAGAAGCGCAAGCAGCAGACGUUGGAUUCGAAUGGCUCGGGAUCAUCACAAGUGACCGAAUUACACAUUCCAAAAUAUUUAUUACCGCGGGUAAUUUUUAUUUUUGGUUACAUUGCCACAAAAGAGCUAGUUUAUCUACACGAUGAUGUCUACCAAAACGUCAAAUAUCGCGAAGAGCUGAGAAAACAGAAGAAAAAUGAAAACCAAACAACCUUGGAUGGAACAAUGGAUCGAUCACUCAAACGAUUGGCAUCAGCAAAUACAUCCGUUGUCGAUCCAAAUGAUCCCGAUAGCACAUACAUGGGCGCCACGGCUGAAGAUCAUUUGGCUGAAAUGAUCAACAACAUAUGUGAAAAUCAAUUGAUUGGAUCUGCCGAUAGUGUAUUGCAUCAUUUUGUACCAGUUUUGAUUGAAAUCCUAAGUCAACCAGCAAAAUACUCCGAGAAUUAUGUACAGCGCGCGGCUGUUUUGGCACUAAUGCGAUUCAUGGCGGUUUCGGGUAGACUUUGUGCCGAUCGAAUUGGAUUUUUGAUGAAUAUUUUGCGGAAAAGCACAAGUGCUUCCAUGAAAUGUAACAUCAUCAUUGGAUUGGCUGAUUUAACGAGUCGAUAUCCAAACACAAUCGAACCAUGGAUCCCGAACUUCUUUGUUUUGUUAUUCGAAAACGAUGAUACCGUUCGAUUGACUACCUUGAAAAUGCUGUCGUACGUGAUUUUGCAGGCAAUUAUUCGAGUUACGGGUCAAGUUUCAGAAAUAGCCGUUUGCAUCGUCGAUGAAAAUAUCGAAAUUCAAAUUACAGCAAAGGAAUUUUUCCGUCAAUUGGUCGGGUGUAAGGAACAGGAAUACUACAAAGUGAUCCCAGAUAUCGUAUCGCGAUUAAGUUCGAAUGAUUCAGCUAUGCUCGAAGACAAAUUCCGCGUCGUUAUGAAAUAUUUGUUCGAACUGAUCCACAAAGAUCGACCAGCUGAAAAUCUAGUCGAGAAGCUGUGCAGCCGCUACCGAAACACAAAUACCGAACGUCAAUGGCGGGAUAUCAGCUUUUGCUUAUCUCUACUCAGUCCGACGGAGAAAACCAUGAAGCGGCUCAUUGACAAUCUGCCAAAUUACAAGGAUAAAAUGCAGUACGAUGAGAUUUAUGAUUGCUUCAAAACAAUCAUUUCAAAUGCAAACAAACAAAUCAUGAAACCAGGUUUAAAGGAUUUGGCCAAGGAAUUCGAGACAAAACUUGAUAAAUGCCUUGAGGCGACACAGAACAACGAAUCCAUCGAUGUUUCUCUUUGCAUGAUUGACACAGAAAAUGUUUCAUCGGCAAACAAAUCAAAGAACAAGACGGUAAACACGCGGAAGAAGGCGGUUAAUUCGAGGAAGAAUAAACGAGCACCAUCCCGUACCUGGAGCUCCGAUGAGAUGGACGAUGAGAUGGAAGAAAAUAUUCCACCACGACGAGGACGCAAACGAAAGUAGAAAGUAAAUUUUUGAAUUGAAUUCAAACGCCAUUUUCGACAAAACGUAAAUUCACUGACAUUUUCAAUCUGAAAGUUGAACAUUUUCUCUUGGAUACGCUAAUGAGCGUAGAGCAAUCAUAUAUUACAUAGAUAAUAUACAUUGACCAUGAUACGAGAAAAAAAAUCAUGUAAAAUCCACUUCAUUGACGAUAAAUAAUGAUUAAAAAUAAAGAUUAACCAAAAAGACCAGAAAAAAA
Molecule: messenger RNA, 5466 nt
Organism: Sitodiplosis mosellana (orange wheat blossom midge)
Lineage: Eukaryota; Metazoa; Arthropoda; Insecta; Diptera; Cecidomyiidae
Product: condensin complex subunit 1-like
Exons: 8
Coding region: 1176-5228 (1350 amino acids)
Biological process (GO): meiotic chromosome condensation; mitotic cell cycle; mitotic chromosome condensation
Cellular component (GO): nucleus; condensed chromosome, centromeric region
Molecular function (GO): histone binding
Source: RefSeq, a predicted model, not a curated record